Molecule: messenger RNA, 3693 nt
Organism: Tympanuchus pallidicinctus (lesser prairie-chicken)
Lineage: Eukaryota; Metazoa; Chordata; Aves; Galliformes; Phasianidae
Gene: DCSTAMP
Product: dendrocyte expressed seven transmembrane protein
Exons: 5
Coding region: 223-1641 (472 amino acids)
Cellular component (GO): membrane
Source: RefSeq, a predicted model, not a curated record
UGCUUGACUCAUCGAGGGAGGGUAUGGAAAAGAAAUUACUCAUGUUAUUUUUUGUUAGAACCCAUCCUGGUUCCUCACCAAAAGCAAGAAGCACGGCACUUAGAAGAUCCUUCAUGUGCUUUACAGGAAGGUCUGACCUAAGAAUGUGAACACAAGAAAUGGCAGGCUACUAAGGAAACCCUGAGUUUGAGCCUGUUCAGUGUCAGCAACAAUCAGAAGAAAAUGGGAGUAUUUGCCUUGGCAGCCCAGAAAGCCUGGGGAGUGUUUGUGUCAGAAAGGAGGCUUGGCUGGAAGUACCUGAUACAGCUUUUUGCCAUUUGCUCUGCAGUUGGCUUCCUCUUAAGUGUUCUCCUCUUUCUUAGCAUCCAUGUCUCCUUGGAGCAGCAGUCCACGGGUCUCUUGCUGCUUUGUGGCCUCAUCUGGGUCUCACUCUCCAUCGCUCUUUGCUUCUCCAAGCACCUGCGCUGCUUCAGUGCCCUAUUCCUUCUCUCCUGUGGGCUGCGGGAGGGAAAGAAUGCUCUCCUUACUGCUGGUACAGGUGUUGUGGUAGCUGGCAACAUCCAAAGCAUUUUCCACAACCUAAAGGUUCUGACAGACAGCAUAACCUGCCAUUUAGAGUAUGAGAAAUUUGACUUGAUAAAGUAUUACAUUGAGGCUGUAAAAUGGAUUUACGAGAUGGCCAAUCUUCCUACCAACGCACUUUCUGUGACUAUAAAGCAUGAGUUUACACCAUCUUACUCAAUUUCGGAUGAUACACUGAAGCAAGAGCUGAAUGACACAAAACAAGAAAUCCAGAGAGUUGCUAACCAGAUAUCUUUUAUGCUGAAUAUAUUGCCCUGUAUAGGCCAGAAAGUAUUGCCCAUAGUGGGGAUUCUUUUAGUUUGUUUUGGAACUGUGCUUUUUAUCAAACGUUUUGUGGGCUCUCAUAAUGCCAAGUUUAAGAAUACUUAUAUCACAAAACGGUUCAUCACAUUUGAUGAGCAUCAAAAGCAACAGCAAAGGCCAUGCCUUCUGCCACUUAACAAAAAGGAAAGAAAGAAUUACGUGACAAUCCCAUCUUUCAGCUUCACAAGGAAGGAGAGAAAACAGAUGCAGCAUUUUUUUCUCCCUGUAUUUAUUCAUCUUUGUGUCUGGCUUCUGUUUGCUGCAGUAGAUUAUUUGUUUUAUUGGCUAAUCAUUUAUGUGAAUAAACAUCUCCAAGAAUUACCAGAUCUGGAGAUUCAACUCAGACUUUCUCAGCAAAAGAAUAGUCUUAUCAUUGUCAUGAACGAGCAUAUUGCAAAGAAUGAUCUUUUGAAGAUCUCUUUGUUUAAGAAUAACUGCAUCCCUCAGCCAGAAUUCCACCUCUCCACGACAUGGCUCCAGCUUGGAAUAAUCAUCUUCUUCUUAAUCAUUUUUGGGUUAUCCUCUGGCCUCUUGACCCAGCUUAAAAUACUUGUGUCAAAUUCAUUUUAUCCUGACGUGGAGACAAAGCGGAUACAAUAUUUACAUGCAAAAUUACUCAAGGAAAGAGCAAAGAUACAACAGAAAGCUGUCAAGAAUGUGUUUGCUAGAACGGUCAAUUUUUGGCUCCCAAUACUUAGGACAAGAGAAACCAUAAGGAAGAAAGACAAGGCUGCAUUAAAGGACAACAUGGUGUGAAUAAGACCAAGUGAAAUUUUGGAUAAGGCUGGACAUAUGCUUUUGUUAUCUGAAUGAAUAAAUACUUAAAACUUUCCAGUAGCAAAUAUCAGAAGUUGUUUUCACCUGAAAAACUGAAAAACAUCAAGUAUGGGGCAAAAAUGAUUCUGUCUCUGUGGAAGAUGACCACAUGAGAGAACACUUCAACAAACUGGAUGUGAUGGGAUACACCCAUGGGUGCUGAUGGAGCUGGCUGUGCCAUCAUGAAGCCAUUCCCAAUUGUCUUUGUGAGGUCAUGGAUGCUGGGAGAGACUCCUGAGCACAGGAAGAGAGCAAAUUUCACUUCAGUCUUCAAGAAGGACAGGAAGGAGAACCUGUGAAAUAACUGGUUGUUCAGCCCCACCUCAGACCCUUGGAAGGUGAUGGACCCUGGAAUCCAUUUCUAAAGACAAAAAUCAGGCAGGUAACUGGGACAUAGCCUGAACAUAAUAAAAACUUUUUUACUUUGAAAGUGAUGGUGAGAUUAUGGAGCCUUGGAGAUGCUCAAAACACAACUGGAACAGUCCUGGGCAACUCAGAGCAGUGGAAUCAGAAUGCAACAACCCCAGAGAUGGCUACCAGCCCCAGCCACUCUAUGACUCCCUGCCUGUCACAGAAACCUCUGCAGAAAACCUGAGGCAUGCACAGCAGAAACUUGUGUUGAUUUGCACAAAGCAAAUGUGUGCCAACACUAGUGUGCCACUGCACAGAUACUGCCACACAGCCAUCCUGGUGUCAUGCUCUCAAGCAGACUAAGGCCCUGCACACACACAUACCUGUGUGCUGAAGGGGAGCAGAGCCACAGGCAGAGAAACAUCUGCUCUUCCCUGCCUCCCUACAGCUAAGAGACCGAGAAAAAUGGCACAUUCUAUGCAUUAUUUUGAAUUCUAAAACAAAUUCCUCUUCAGGGCCUCAAAUACAUUAGGGUUCAUCCCAAUGGCAGAACAGUACGAGGUCUGCUCCUUUGAGCCCAGUGGUGGAGAGGUAAACACCCACUAACUGCGGUCCUUAUGCUGUGCAGCUGUAAGGGUGGGUCUGCCUCUCCUGGCAUUGCAGAGACAUUCUCUACAGCCUCUACAAGGGCUCCUAUUUGUUUCUGUCCUGUGAGCUGGAGAAGUUUGGGGAUUUGUUGACCUUCAGCUUUCCCCUCUGCAUGUUGUUCAGUUCCUUCCACUGCCUGUUCAUCAUAGACCUCAAACACGUGGUUACAUCUUUUUUCUUCUUCUUAAAAAAAAAAAAAAAAGAGUCUACAAGUUACAUUAAAAAGACAGCAUUCCAUCCACAAUUAUUUCUGUUUUUCUUCUUUCCUACUCUCUUAUUUCCUGAAUUUUAUUUUGGCUCUGUACCCCUGUCCUCAUAACUCACAGUCCUCUUUACCCUUUUGCCAUGUUCUCUUCUGCUCCAAUAGAUCAUACUUCCCCAUGGAUAAAAACCAUAUUCUUUUUUUCUUUCUGCUGAGUAAAAGUGAACUGUGUUUGAAAUUAAGGGUUUUAUUUAUUCAUUUAUUGGUUCAAUGGAAGUUUUAAACCUUUUUCCUCAUAGUGGGCAUUGUCUCUAGCUGCCUCUCUAGGGGCUGUCAGAAAUGCAUCACACCCUCAGUGCUCAGAAAAGCCUGAGGAGAGCUCUGGAUUUGACUUUUGACCCCUUCAUCCCUUUCCUUCCCCCAACUCACUCCAGAGCUUAACUUUCUUUUUAAGCACCCUUCACCAGUGUAGGAACUGUCUGAUUUACUGUGAAAAAUCUCCCAAUUGCAUCAAAUCUGGUUUGCAAAAUUAAUGAGAGGCUGCCCUGAUUAUUUUGUGAAUUUAAUUCGAAGAGACACAUUGGCUCUCCUGACCCUGACACACAGCACGAAUAAGGCCAUUUCCUACCAACAAUUGUGUUUAUGGAACUGUCCUCAUUAGCACCAGGCCCUGGAUUUGGCUUCCUUCAUAGCUAAGAGGAAGGGUGUUUUUUGGGUUGCUUUUCCAGUUCUUAUUUCACGCGGGCAGCUGGGUGUGCUGAGGCAGAGGGUGCUGGGUUUGGAGCUGCUUA